AGAAAUUUAGCCGAGAGCAAGAAAAAUGGCAGAUAAUAGAGGAAGCCUUUCUUUCUUUACAACCUACCGUCCAACUGUGAAAUUUGAUAUCUACUCAUGUCCAAUCUCACCAACGUCUAUAGAAGAUGAGAUAUGCAUGACUGAUGAAUUGUCCUACAAUAGCAAUGGGCACUUCAUUGCACCUGAAGCUCUAAAAAAAAUUCUCAAACAUCCCAAAAUAGCUUCUGAAGUUGACGACGACGAUGUCGAUUCAGGCCGUCUAACCGGCCUGAUUUUUGUCUCCGAACGAGGUAACGGCCUCGAAACACUUCAUUUGUCGCUUCGACUUGAUGAUGAGCCACCCGUUUACGAAGUCUUCCCUAUUUCUCAUCUUUACCACACUUUCAAUGGCGUGCGCAUGGAAGAUAGUGGGUGUAUUGCCGGCGAUUAUCUUAUCUAUGUCACCACCAAGGACCCCGCCUCGGAGCGUCGCCAACCUUGGACUACCGUCUAUAAGACCCAUCUUAUUACCGGAGAAACUACCCGUCUCACACCAGAAGGACUAGCUGAUUUAAGCCCUGCAGUAUCACCUUGCGGAACAAAGAUAGCAAUGGCAUCCUUCGAAGGAAAGUCGUGUGGUUGGGAUGGCGAGAUUGACUACCUAAAUACUAACAUAUUUGUGAUGAAUGUAGAGGAGCCCUAUAAUCGCGAGAUGGUUGUCGAAGAUGGUAGUUGGCCGACAUGGGGGAGUGAAGAUGUCCUAUUUUUCCACAAGAAAGAGGGAGCUCAUUGGGGUGUGUUUCGAGCCGAUAUCAGCGACGGCGGUUUGACGUCGGACAUCACUCGUGUCACCCCUGAUGACAUUGAUGCUGUAACACCAGCAGCCAUCGACGACACCACGGUUGUAGUGGCAACUAUCCGUGAGUCAUCAGAUUUUAGUCAUGCCAAACGUGAUGUUGAUCAGUAUCGACAUAUUGAAAUUUUUGAUAGUAGUGGAGAGCAAGAAGCCAUAAAAAUCACUGAGAACACCAAACCUAUGGCUGAUCACUAUAACCCCUUUGUGAUAGCUGACUACAAUGGUGAGAAGCGCAUUGGUUAUCAUCGGUGUAAUACAGAAUCUUUAGAUGAGGAUGGUCCCGAUCUCCUUGAUAAGCUCGAAGAAGUCGAAUCUCCAGAACCAGGUGUAGAUUUAUUUAGGAUGUCGGGAGCUUUUCCAUCCUUUUCGAAAGAUCACACCAAACUCGCAUUCAUUGAUAAUGAGUUCAAGACUGUGUAUGUUAUUGAUAGCCAAGGGUCGCAUAUUGUUUAUCAGGCAGAAGAGCCGAACAGGGUGUUCGCACCAGUUUGGAGCCAAGAAUCAAACAAGGAUACGCUUUAUAUAUGUGAAGGACCUGCUUUCAAGGCCGACGCAACAGUUGAGAUAUGUGCAAUCCUUGAUGCAUGUAGUGGUGGUCAACAUCAACUUAAACGCCUAACAAACGGUUUUAAUAAUGCCUUCCCAUGUACCAAUCCAGACGGAACAAAACUAGUAUUUCGAUCAACGAGAGAUGGAGGGGAGAAGAAAUACAAAAAUCUAUACAUAAUAGAAGAUUUACAGUCAAUGGAAAAUGGGGAAGGUGAAAUAACAAGGCUAACGAAUGGUCCUUGGGUUGACACACAUUGUGAUUGGUCUCCAAGUGGAGAGUGGAUAGUAUUCGCGUCCAACCGCAAUAGGACUACAGAGGGUAUGGACCAUGGUCUUGACACAGGUUACUUUGCAGUCUAUCUAGUGAAGGCUGACGAUCCAGAUGUGUGGGUGAAAGUCAUUGGAAGUAGAAGUGGUGAUCUUGCAGGGCAUGUGAACCAUCCAUUCUUUAGUCCUGAUGGAAGGAGCCUUUCUGUGGUUUCGGAUCUUGCUGCUGUUUCCUGUGAUCCCAUCUCAUUACCUCAGUUUAUCCAUUCUGCAAGGCCAUAUGGAGAACUUUUUAUUCUUGAUAUCGACCACGAUGACAUAUAUGCGAAUGAGGAUGUAGAGGAUUAUAGGCGCAUAACACAUACUAGGUAUGAAAAUUCAACUGCUGUUUGGUCUAGCUUCUCACGUCACGGCUUUACUCAAGUGUGGAAAGAAUUCUUUACCCGUCAUAAGCACAAGCUUAACAAUCAUGCACACGACGAUGGGGGUGAAACUUGGCAUUCCACUGGUCACAUCUGCGUACAUGCACCAAGACGCUGUUAAAAGCUUCGGUUGUCCUCGGUUUUUAGCUAGUUUGCUGCUUCCUGAAUUUUGAUUGUUUAUGAAGUACUGUAUGGCUUCAUGUGAUUUGUUCUUUAGUAUUUAGUUUGAGAAUAAAUAUAUUGGAUGUUGAUUUUAUAUCUCCCUUCCAGCACCACGAUAUAAAUAUCAACUCAAGAGUGUCUAGAGAGUUUAUUAUGUUAAAGAAUGUGAGCCCAAAUUACAAGGGACAUAAGAUUUUUACUUAGGAAAGUAGUAGUUAUUAUUAGUCAAGUUACAUGGUUUUACUAAUCUCUUAAAGGUUAGGUUUUACAUGUGACAAAAAGAUGGUAUUUAUCGCAAUUAAAUUGGAUUGAUAGUUUUCAUAAAAAUUGUUUUAACUUGUGAGAUGCAUGUUCAUGGAGGUAAA
Beta vulgaris subsp. vulgaris (sugar beet) is the source of this 2600-nucleotide messenger RNA. RefSeq lists its product as hypothetical. NCBI's taxonomy places the organism in Eukaryota, Viridiplantae, Streptophyta, Magnoliopsida, Caryophyllales, Amaranthaceae. The coding region runs from base 26 to 2194 and encodes 722 amino acids. The record is from RefSeq and is a predicted model, not a curated record. The transcript has 6 exons.